This is a messenger RNA of Engraulis encrasicolus (European anchovy), 2105 nucleotides long. It is a transcript of the gene ctsa, whose product is annotated as cathepsin A. Gene Ontology annotation, molecular function: serine-type carboxypeptidase activity. NCBI's taxonomy places the organism in Eukaryota, Metazoa, Chordata, Actinopteri, Clupeiformes, Engraulidae. The record is from RefSeq and is a predicted model, not a curated record. The transcript has 15 exons. Gene Ontology annotation, biological process: proteolysis. The coding region runs from base 71 to 1525 and encodes 484 amino acids.
CCAUUCUAGUGGCAUGUCACAUGGUUUGAUUUCCGUGUUAAAUUCUAAAGAAGGUCUGCCAUAGACUGCAAUGUGCAGACAGUUCAAGAUCACCGGGAAGAUGUUGUGUUUGUUGGGGGUUCCAUGUCUGCUGUUGUUCGGAAGUUCUGUUUUCGGGGCGCCUGAUGCCGACGAGAUAAAGUUUCUGCCUGGGCUCCCGAAACAACCCAGUUUCAAGCAGUACUCGGGUUACUUGAACGUUGCGGACAACAAGCACCUCCAUUAUUGGUUUGUCGAGUCGCAGUCAGACCCUGCAAAGAGCCCAGUGGUGCUUUGGCUGAAUGGGGGACCAGGCUGCAGCUCUCUGGAUGGACUCCUUACAGAGCACGGCCCCUUCUUGAUUCAGGAUGAUGGAGUGACCUUGAGCUUUAAUCCAUACUCUUGGAAUAAGAUUGCCAAUGUGCUAUACCUGGAGUCGCCAGCAGGAGUCGGGUUUUCCUACUCUGAUGAUGGCAAAUAUGCCACCAAUGACACAGAGGUUUCGAUGAAUAACUACCUCGCCUUGAAGGAAUUCUUCCGGCUUUUCCCUGAAUAUAAAGCCAAUCAGGUCUUCCUCACUGGAGAGAGCUAUGCUGGAAUCUACAUCCCUACACUGGCCGAGAGGGUUAUGGAGGAUGACAGCAUUGAUCUACAGGGCAUCGCUGUUGGAAAUGGUAUGUCCAGUUAUGAACUCAACGACAACUCCCUUGUCUACUUUGCAUAUUACCAUGGGCUCCUUGGAACAAGUCUGUGGGAAAGCCUGCAGAAAUACUGCUGUGAAGAUGAAAAGUGCAACUUCUACAACAACCCUAAUCAGAACUGCUCUGUGAAGCUGGGAGAGGUGCAGGAGAUUGUCUACAACUCAGGACUCAAUAUGUACAACCUGUAUGCUCCCUGUCCUGGAGGUGUGCCGGGAAGGGCGCGUUUUGAAAAUGGACAGCUUGUCAUCCGUGACCUGGGCAACAAUUUCAUCCAGCAUGAAAUGUCCGUCAUGUGGAACCAGAAACUGAGCAACUUCUUGACCUUCUACAAGUCAGGUGUCAGGCUCGAUCCUCCCUGUACAAACUCUACUCCAUCUACACUCUACCUGAACAAUGCUUACGUCAAGCAGGCCUUGCACAUCUCUCCCAAAGCCCUCAACUGGCAGAUUUGCAGUGCUGAGGUGAACAUGCAGUACGGCCGUUUGUAUAUGGACGUCAGGAAACAGUACCUCAAGCUGCUGGGAAAACUGAAGUAUCGCGUUCUGGUGUACAAUGGGGAUGUAGACAUGGCUUGCAACUUUCUCGGUGACGAGUGGUUCGUGGAGUCUCUCAAGCAAGAGGUGCAGGUGCAGCGGCGGCCGUGGAUCUACAACAACGGGGAGAGUGAACAGGUCGGGGGCUUUGUCAAGGAGUUCUCCAACCUAGCCUUCCUCACAGUCAAGGGAUCGGGCCACAUGGUUCCUUCUGACCAGCCCGUCGCUGCCUACACCAUGUUCUCACGGUUCCUUACGAAACAGCCUUACUGAGGGAUGCGCUGCUCGGUAGUCACCAUUCCUUCAUGUUUGUCUUGCACUGGAGCACUGUGAAAAUGCACAUCUGAUUUGUUAGAUCACUUGGAGGCAGGGUUUUAAUCCUCCAGUGGACUUUCUGUAGGAAAAGGAAAAAAAACAUUUUUUUCCAAAUCAUUUAAUCAUCUUUAAUGAGCACUUACUGCUGAAUGUUUGGACGCUCAUGAUUGUUGGAUUCUUGCCCAGGUUGUAGAGCAGUACAGAGCUAAAUGGUGGUACCUUUUUAAAAUGGAAUCUGCUACUGUGGUGAUCCACCUUUUUAAAAUGCACAUCUGUUAUGGUUUUCCUUCUUCCAUGUAUUCAUAUGCCCAAUGUGGGAGGGGGGAUAAACAUAAGCAUCAUUGCCACUGUUGGAUUACUUCUUCUGUUUUGGUUAUGUGAAAAAUCGGGUAACGGGUUAUGUAGUUUUUUUUUCUUGUUUGAGUGCCUCAAAGUGUUUAAUUCUGCAAAAAAAUGUGUGUAUCAGAAAAAGGGAAUUAUUUCAUCAUGUUGCAGUAUUGAUUGUUUUUAUAAUAAAGCUUUGUUCCUCCAAAAUUGA